AUGAAGUUAGACCUCCAAGAUUUUUUUCUCACAAUCUCCUCUGGGGAAGUUUCGGACUUCACGGUGUCGUCUGCCCACAAAUUGGUGAUGAGGGGACGAUUUAUCAGACAAUCAGCAUUCAUUAAACAACGUUAUCAAACCACUCUACUAGAAUGUCACAAACAGAUAGCAUUGGUCACAGUCCAAAACAAACAGGUGCCCACACCAGCCCUAGCUUCCAAACUAGGUGACCUGUUCCAGGACCUCACCACACUUAAUGCACAGAAAACAAAAUACUUCCUACAGAGAUUACUGGCCACCACAUAUCACAACAGCGGAAAACCGUUCAAGUAUCUCGCUAACAGACUUAGAACACAACACACAGCAACUAGAAUCACCGACCUGGUGGGUAAAGAUGUCGGCAAGAUCAUGAACACCACUGAUAUAGUCCAAGAAUUUGCCCAUUUUUGUAAACAACUCUAUAGUCUGAAUAUAAGAGAAGGGGUCACAGUCCCCACUCCAUUCGAAUCUACCUAA
Messenger RNA from Pelobates cultripes (western spadefoot toad), 516 nucleotides. The record is from the annotation of a GenBank genome assembly. Lineage: Eukaryota; Metazoa; Chordata; Amphibia; Anura; Pelobatidae.